This is a messenger RNA of Zalophus californianus (California sea lion), 422 nucleotides long. It is a transcript of the gene HIGD1C, whose product is annotated as HIG1 hypoxia inducible domain family member 1C. The transcript is spliced from 3 exons. Gene Ontology annotation, biological process: mitochondrial respirasome assembly. NCBI's taxonomy places the organism in Eukaryota, Metazoa, Chordata, Mammalia, Carnivora, Otariidae. The coding region runs from base 63 to 422 and encodes 119 amino acids. The record is from RefSeq and is a predicted model, not a curated record. Gene Ontology annotation, cellular component: mitochondrion.
CAUGACUGUUUAUUUCAAUUGGGCAGACAGGCAGAUCAAGCAAAUUGAAGACAGACGAACACAUGAUCAACAAUAUACUGGGAGAGGAUAAAUGGAUUUUUAAUGAUUUGCAGCAACCACAGAGAAAAAUGUCUUCAGAUAACCAGUGGUCAGCAGAUGAGGAAGAAGGCCAACUCUCCCGGCUGAUCAGGAAAUCUAGGGACUCCCCAUUUGUCCCCGUAGGAAUAGCAGGCUUUAUGACUGUGGUGUCCUAUGGUCUUUACAAGUUAAAGUACAGAAAAGAUCAGAAAAUGUCCAUUCAUCUUAUUCACAUGAGAGUUGCUGCCCAAGGAUUUGUUGUAGGAGCUGUGACUCUAGGUGUUCUCUAUUCUAUGUAUAAGGAUUACAUCAGACCUCGAUUCUUCAAUGUGUCCAAAAAAUAA